GGGGGAGGGGAAGGGGCAAAACAUGGCCGCUGUCAGUUCGUGACGCGUACGGAACCAGUUCUAUUGAGGCCGGUUUGGAACUAGUUUGCUUUGGUUUUUCGGUCCCCCAUGAGAGUUGCGCACGACGUCGGCAUGCGCGAAUAAUACAUAAUAUUCUGAUCGGGUUACUCGUUUGUGAUCGCAAUAUCGUUGAUAUACGAAUUUUUGUCUGGAAAUUAUGGCUGAUAACGUGGAGCAACUAGCAGAAGACGAUGAUAUAAAAAUCAAGAUAGAGGAAUCAACUCUUGAAUGCUACAUCGAGGAGCAGCACAAAAAUGGUUUUCCAGAUUUCGAUAAUACCAAUACAAUACCGUCAAGUGUCGACAUGAGGUUAAAUUUAUGGACCAGCAAAGCCACCACAUGCCUGAUCAAUCAGUACAAAAAAUAUAGAUCGAUGGUCGGACAAUCGAUGCAUAUCAGGAGUUUGCGGGAAAUGUUUGAGAUGAUAUCUCUGGAGAUGCAGAAAUACGGCUUCUACUUUAGUCCGCAAAAGUGCGAGAACAAAUGGCGAGUCCUGGAACGCAAGUACAAAAAUCUCGUGUACCGUGAACGGCUGAAAAAACCCGGCAGAAUGAGGCACUACGGACAGUGGGAACAUAAACGCGCGUUGGACGAGAUCUUCAAUGAGAAGAAGAAAUAUGUGUACCUGGAAAAAAACGAUUCACAACCGUCGAGCGGAUCAGCGAAAUAUCCUUUGGUUUUAUUGAAACGCAACUGUGAUCAAGGCAGUAAUUUAUCUGUCAAUCAACAACACGAAGAUCCUUUGGCGCCAAAAACUAUGACGAAUGAAAGAAACGAAGGGACACGAACUUUGACGAUAUUGUUUGAGAAAUUUGCUGAAGAAAUGGAAAAGAAUUUUAUCCUAGCCGAGAAGAGCAAAGAGAGGCGACACAAGGAAAAAAUGGCCGUGAGACAUCAAGAAUUAGAAUUGAAGAAACAGCUUCUUAAGUUGAAAGAACAGAAAAUAGAAUUGCAAAGAUGUCAAAUAAUCGCUGCCGCACAAAAUUUACAUUUGAAUACGAAAUGACAUGUCAUUUAAUGACCCUGAGCGCAAAAAAUUGAUAUCUUCAAUUUUAAUAUUAUAUGUAUAAGCUCUCUAUAUUUCGUAAUUGAAGGAUUAAAAUUGAUAUUUUUUUUAAGUAUAUAAUUGUAAUCAAAAUAUAUUAAAAUUUAAAAUAAAAUAAUUGUUACGAUAA
Cataglyphis hispanica is the source of this 1235-nucleotide messenger RNA. RefSeq lists its product as uncharacterized. Bases 218 to 1066 code for a protein of 282 amino acids. NCBI's taxonomy places the organism in Eukaryota, Metazoa, Arthropoda, Insecta, Hymenoptera, Formicidae. The record is from RefSeq and is a predicted model, not a curated record. The transcript has 2 exons.